This is a messenger RNA of Xiphophorus maculatus (southern platyfish), 1559 nucleotides long. It is a transcript of the gene rtbdn, whose product is annotated as riboflavin-binding protein. Gene Ontology annotation, cellular component: external side of plasma membrane. Gene Ontology annotation, molecular function: riboflavin binding; riboflavin transmembrane transporter activity; signaling receptor activity. The record is from RefSeq and is a predicted model, not a curated record. The transcript has 7 exons. The coding region runs from base 16 to 1464 and encodes 482 amino acids. NCBI's taxonomy places the organism in Eukaryota, Metazoa, Chordata, Actinopteri, Cyprinodontiformes, Poeciliidae.
UCGGGGAACAGAAAAAUGACCUCUGUGUCGGGUGAAGGGGAAUGUUGUUUUUUUUUUUGCAAAGUGCAGCAGCUUCCCAAGCUUUGUUCUCUGCCCUCAGCAUAUCAUCCAGUAUUAAAUCUCAUCCUGCAACCUCCUCUGACCCUGUCAUCUGCGGGAAAUGUCCUGACCUCAACUGAGCCGGGUGCCCGGACAGCAGUCCUUGGACGGGUGGAAGGAAAGCUGUCAACAAGGAGGAUUUGGAAAACAUCCUAUUGGGAGAUUAACAAGGACAGAGCCCCGGUCCUUUUCUGUGCAUGUGUGAGCGCUUGCGUGCAGGAGAGAAAGAAAGAAAGAGGGAGGGACAGACAGGACAUCCCAGCGUGUGACAGAUGGAGGAGGGAGGUGGGGGUGAGCUGCCUGGUAGGAGGCUGGCAUGUUUUCCCAUCUAAACCGGUGACAAAGUGGCGAGCAGUGGCUCCCCGGAGCAGAGGAGAUCACAGCCACCGCACGGAGAGGGACGCGGAGCGGGAGGAGAGCCGAGCACCGCGCAGCCUGCAGCCGCUGGAACCACAGCAUCGGGGCGGGGAUCAGAACCGAGCCACAUCGGAGGGAGCGACGUUUUUUUCUUUUUUCUUUUUAAACCCGCCAAACGGAUCGGCAGAGAUGGGCGUGACUUCCCCCCCGCUGCUGCUGAUAUGCAUAUACCUGACGGCAGUCGGCCGGGCGCGCUCGGAGGGCGUCUGCCUCCAGGACGGCAAGCACAAGGCCACGCCCGGCGCGGAGCCACGCCUGUCCGAGUGUGGGCUUUACGCCGACAACAGCUGCUGCACGGAGGAAGACAUCCAGGAUAUUGCCUAUGUUCCUUCUGACAGCAAUAAGAAUGAACCCUGGGACAAAUGUGGUCCUCUGAGCUCAGAGUGCGAGGGCUACCUGAAGCGUGUGUCGUGUUUUUACCGCUGCUCCCCUGACGCCUCCCGCUGGCCUCAUCCUCACCGCCGCUCGUACAUCCAGGCGGUGCCGCUCUGCCACAGCUUCUGCCGUGACUGGUUCGAUGCCUGUAGGAUGGACAUGACGUGUGCUCGCAACUGGGCCAGGGACCCCCGGGGCCAGAACUGCACUGGGACCUGUGUUCAGUAUCAGCAGAUGUAUCAGCACGGCAGGGAUCUCUGCGAGAGCCUGUGGGGCGACGCCUUCAUGACGGUGGAGGACGACCAGCAGGAGGCCGGAGAGAACGGGGCGGAGGGCCGGCCCUGCGGCUGCCUCACCCUCAGUCCCUCGGACAAGGACGUGAUCGCAGCGCUGCGGGCCCAGCAGGACGACCCGGAGGAGCUGGACACCACCAAGGCUGGCCUGCCGCAGUACCGGGCCCCCUGCCGGGCCAAGAUGCCGGCGCCGGCCAAGAGCGGCCGGAGGGCGAACUCCGUCCUGCGGAAACGCUCGGUGGAGAUCGACGACGUGGAGGGGAGCGGGAGCGGUUUGUAGAUCCUGUUCGGUAAAGAUGCGUCACUAGUUUCCGAUGCGUAAUGCUAAACUGUGAAAAUAAAGGCGUAACUUUGUUCUUCUAAAAAAAAAAAAAA